Molecule: messenger RNA, 4106 nt
Organism: Gasterosteus aculeatus aculeatus (three-spined stickleback)
Lineage: Eukaryota; Metazoa; Chordata; Actinopteri; Perciformes; Gasterosteidae
Source: RefSeq, a predicted model, not a curated record
CGUCAUUAGACGUUAGAAACGAAUUGAAACACGUCCGGACAUCACGAAAAGCCAAACUGUAGAAAGAAGUCCGAGCGGCAGCAGAGGGCAGCAGAAACAAACGCGGUCGGCGUGAACAUGUGAUGGUUGUAACUAUUCCGAGCCGCACCUGAAGGCACCACAGCUCUGACCGUCAACGCCCAGGUGAGCCUCGGAGACGCCCUCCACCUGAAGGUCAACUCGGGUCAAAGAAGUCAAAAACCAGAGCCGCCAGUUCGGGGGAUGUCUGCUGUUCUUUAAAAAACAAAAAAGAAGCGCAACGGCUCUGAACUCUGCGUCACCGUCACACUUCCACUCGGCGCCUUUUUGUUUUCUCUUCUCUUCUCUUGUAAUUUUCCCCGGACAAGCGACGGGCAUCAUCGACCAAAUACCCGACCGGUUAAACACGUCGAGUCAGCGACCCUCGAGGGGACCAGACGCGGGGGCGGUCGUCAUGGAUCGAUACGCGGACCUGGACCUGGACUGCGAGGACGGAGGCGUCGCUCAAAAAGCGGCGUUGUUCGGUGGGCUGUUCAAGAAGUCCGCUGAUCCACUCCCCCGAGCGCAGGACAGUUUGUCGCUCAGCAGUGAACUCUCGCAGAGCAGCGACAGUCUGACUGACGGCGGCACCGAGCUUCUCAAGCGAUCUAAAGCCGGACACGUCCGGAGGCCUUCGCAGGAUCUUUUGGACUCGGAGUUCACGGCGAGCAACGACAGUCUGUCUGAGAACGCCGCAACGAAGGAGCCAGGAGGGCUGUUCAACGGCGUGUUUAAAAAGCCCCCCAAGCCUUUCGGAGCGAGGACACAAUCUCAGGAGGAUUUGUCGGCACCCGGCGAAGCCUCAGGCAGCAACGACAACCUUUCUGCGAACAGCAACACUAAGGGACCAGGAGGGGUGUUCGGUGGGAUGUUUAAAAAGUCCCCAAAGCCUUUCGGAGCGAGGACGCAAUCUCAGGAGGGUUUAUCUGAGCCCAGGGAGCUCUCCGGGAGCAGAGACAGCCUGUCGGAGAACGCCGCGGAGAAAGGAGGGUUCUUCGGCGGCGUGUUCAAAAGAAAAGGGGCCAAAUCGCAGUCGCAGGAUGAUUUGUCUGAGGACGGGGAACUCUCCGCCAGCAGCGUCGCGCUCACAGAGAAGUCGUCCCAGGGUGGAGCUGCAGCGAAGAUCCUGAGGAAUCCUUUUACCUCCACAUCUCGGGAGAAGAACUCUGAGUGCGAGCCGGAGGUGCCGGACGGUGGAGAGACUCCGCUCAGCCAGAAACAGAGUAAAUUUUCUGAGGCGAUGGGAAAGAUGAACCCUUUCCGCUCUGCAAACAAACACGAGAAGCCGACGGGCGCCGACGACAAGGAGCGCGAUGCGGACAAACAGGUCGAAGGGAACGUGAUCCGGCGAGAGGCGAAGGGCAGAAAUGAAUCUCCGCCGCUUCCGCGCCGACCAGCUGGCGAGGUCUGCGAGCAGCUCGAUCGACAGCGCGCCGUGUGGUCCGAGCUCCUGAAGAUGUCCACACACGCCGGCGCCACAGCGGGAGACGCCGUGGAGAAUCAGAGCCAAACAGAAGACGAAGGCCUCAAAGAGGAAGACGAGAGGAAACUUCCAGAAAGCAAAAGUACCACGGUGAGAAAACAGAAGCACCACAAUCCGUUUAUGCCACAUGCCGGAGCCAAGCCUCAGUCCGAUGAUGAAGGGCUGGAAGAGGAAGAGGCUCCUUCUUCUAAAGAGGACAAGAAAGCGGAAGAGGGUCAGGACAAAACGGAGGCCAAAAUCAAGAAGCCAAAGAGACACAAUCCCUUCAUGCCUCGCGCCAAGGGCAGAGUUGUGCGCAGGAACGCACAGGAUGCAGCUGCAGAGAACGACGGUGGAAAUAGAUGCUUGUUUGACCGGCUGGAGGACUUCCGCGUGGACCCGUCGCAGGCCGAGGACAGACAGGAUGUGGAGAACCUCAUGGAGUGGUGGAACCAAGUGGACUCUUGGGAGGACACGCCUCAAGACGAUGACAUGACCGAAAAGGAAGAGGCCAAGGCGUUCGCUGUGACGGCCGAGAAGGUGCAGAAAGGAAUCCGCGUGUUCAACAAGCUCUUCUCGGAGCGCGCCGAGAGCCUCUGGCAGCACGUCAUCGAUCUCAACGGCAUCGCAGACGGCCUGGACAAGUUCAACAAGAACACCAAGAUCGCCCAGAUCACCGGCGGCUCCACCAGCGCCAUCGGCGGCGUGGCCACCAUCACCGGCCUCGCCCUGGCCCCGGUCACCAUGGGUAUCUCCUUGAUCGUGACGGCGGUGGGAUUGGGGGUCGCCACGGCGGGCGGCCUGACCUCCGCGGGCGCCGGCAUCUCCAACCAGGUCAACAACUCGAUGGACCGCAAGAAGGUGGAGAAGAUCGUGCAGGACUAUCAGGAGAAGAUGGUCGACCUGGACAAGUGCCUGAAGUUCAUCAAGCGGGGGAUCGAGAACCUGAAGAGGUUCGACCUGAUCAAGAUGAAAAAACACGCCUACAACCGCGACUUCCCCGCGCUCAGCAGCAGUUUCUACGAGGACGGCGCCAUGGCGGGAAAGGCCAUCCUCAUCAACGCCAACGAGAUCAUGCGCGUGGUGCAGAUCGCCAACGUGGCGGGCAGCACCGCGGCCAGGGCGGUCCAGAUCGCCAGCAUGGCCACGGGCGUGCUCACGGGGCUUUUCGUCGGGAUGGACAUCUACUUCGUGGCCAAAGACUCCAAGGAGCUCAAGAAAGGCGCCAAGUCGGAGUUUGCCGCCAAGAUCCGGGAGGUGGCGACGCAGCUGCACGAGGGCCUGGUGGAGCUCAACGGCAUCCGAGAGGAGCUGCAGGCCACCUCGCCGGAGGGCCGCGCGGCCGAGGCUCCGGCCGCUUUGGACGGCGGCGGCGGCAAAGAGACGGAGGACAAAGGGGACGAAUCGAGCGAAGAUGAGAUCGACCGCAUCAAGAAAGCCAUAAAAAAGGACUACGAGAACCGAGAAUACGUUUGAGGAAAGUAGAAGAAAAAGCCUGAAGUUGUGUUUCUGGAUGCAAAACGUCGGGUAUCUGCUCAAAGCCCAAACGCACGGCUCCGUUGUGGGAGGGAACUUCACACAAUGACACGCAGCAGCUUCUAACGCUUCCGAUCGGUCGUUCUAUGGACCCGACCGCUCGAAUCUGCGAAUCAGCCCCUGAGAGGAACUAUCUGCUCCUUUUGAGGGCGAAGCUGCACGUAGUCUUUGAGAACGAGGUCCUGCAAGAUGCAACUGCACCAUGUGUGUUUGGGUGGUACAGUUUUAGAAAACAUUGUCAUCAUUUAGACUUUAAAGUGUUGCUGAGAGUUUUAUGGGGAUUCGUAUGCUUAGAGACAGGAGCGUUUUGCUCCAGCCUUUUUAUCUUUAAGUUCUCACUAACUUCUACUCGUUUGACUAAAUCUGGAUCACACAAGUACACUUUAGGAAUGUGUCAGCUAGAAAGGCUCAACGCCUGUUAGAAGUCACAAGCUGAAUAACUCGUCUGGGCAACAAGUGACUUAUUGAAAUAGUUUUCUUUAUUAAAUAUGCAUUCAUAGAGAAAUGUGUGUUUUGGAGUUUGUUGUAUUUUCCAUUGUAGGAUGAUUGGGAAAUAUCUGUUAAUGCAAACAACUUUAUUUAGUUAUUACUAUUUACUAACAUUAUUUAACAGGUUUUUAAUGUGCGGUUUGUCGACCAAACUUAAUAUUGUCUCUGAAACGCCUCCUUUUAAACAAGCUAAGAAGUUGUUACACCUGUCAGUUACUGGGUGUAAAUAUUCACUUGUUUAAUUUGAUGUGUAAUGUUUUUUUUAUUCGUAAAGACUUUGAGCGGCUGGAGAAACAUAACCAGGGAACUCAACGGGAAAAUAUGACGGUCACUUUGUUUCCUUUCACUACUUGAAACUGGUUGAGUUUCUACCACGUCUUCUGUCCUGAUGUUUUAUUAUUGCAAACUUAAGACGAGCGCCGAUGUCCGUUCUGUGUUUUGUUUAAUUAACCUGAUAUUUAUGUGUCUGGGUGGAGGUGAUAGUUCGACACUACAUCUUUCUGUGCAAUAUAUUGUAAAACUGUAAUAAGUAAUGCAAUUAUUAAAGUAAUUAAAAGAAAGA